UGAUUUCUUAGGAAACAAGCUGUCAAUCUGGAUUAUGCCCAGUCGCCCACUGAUAAAAGGAAGUAAUUAACAUCGCUCUCCCUCGCCAGGCUAGGACCAUUAAUAAUUCCCUGAAUUGUUUACUACUACUAGUAAUCCCUUGCCAACUUAUGUACAAAUCCCCCUUCCACCCACGCCGCCUCUGCUUUAGGAGUACUUCCAAAGCGCCGAACCAGAGGCAGGCACCUCGAUCGGCAAGUGCUCGGUUGACAUGGAGGGCGACAAGAAGGCGGCGGCGGCGGCCAUGGCGGAGGAGGCUGUGGUGGAGCAGAAGACGAAGGCGGCGGCGGCUGCUGCUGCUGGCGAUGUGAGCCUGAAGGAGCUGUCCAAGAGGCUCAACGACUUCGCCAAGGAGAGGGACUGGGAGCAGUACCAUAGCCCCAGGAACCUGCUGCUCGCCAUGAUCGCUGAAGUCGGGGAGCUGUCAGAGCUGUUCAUGUGGAAAGGGGAGGUGCGGAAGGGCCUCGCGGACUGGGACGAGGCCGAGAAGGAGCACCUCGGCGAGGAGCUCUCCGACGUGCUGCUCUACUUGAUCCGCCUCUCCGACAUGUGCGGCGUCGACCUCGGCGACGCCGCCACCAGGAAGAUCGUCAAGAACGCCGUCAAGUACCCGGCGCCAUCAAAGGAAGGCGCCUGAUGACGAACGAUACCUCCCGGCGUGCUUCUUUGAUGCUUUGCGAUGGCUGGUCCCUGCUAGAACCAGACAGAUACAUGAACUGAUGCUUGGUGCUGUUCUUUUCUAGUGCCUUUUAAUUCAAAGGUUAAUACAAAUAUUGCUCGUCUGAUAGCGUUUUUCUCUUUUUCAACUGGAGUUGGUCAGUCGGAUAGCUUUUUUGUCGACUUUGUUGUGUCCAAAACUGAAUCUAUAAAUGAGCAGAGCAAAAACAAAUAAACAAGUAGUAUGAGCAGUUUAAACUGUGCUACACUGAA
Messenger RNA from Sorghum bicolor (sorghum), 969 nucleotides. RefSeq names its product dCTP pyrophosphatase 1. Gene Ontology annotation, biological process: nucleoside triphosphate catabolic process. The record is from RefSeq and is a predicted model, not a curated record. The coding region runs from base 251 to 676 and encodes 141 amino acids. Gene Ontology annotation, molecular function: nucleoside triphosphate diphosphatase activity. Lineage: Eukaryota; Viridiplantae; Streptophyta; Magnoliopsida; Poales; Poaceae. The transcript has 2 exons.